Molecule: messenger RNA, 673 nt
Organism: Haliotis rubra (blacklip abalone)
Lineage: Eukaryota; Metazoa; Mollusca; Gastropoda; Lepetellida; Haliotidae
Product: mitochondrial import inner membrane translocase subunit TIM14-like
Exons: 6
Coding region: 186-542 (118 amino acids)
Biological process (GO): protein import into mitochondrial matrix
Cellular component (GO): PAM complex, Tim23 associated import motor
Molecular function (GO): ATPase activator activity
Source: RefSeq, a predicted model, not a curated record
UUUGAAAUAAAUACACGAAAAACGCCAUUACAACAUCGCGCACCUGUUAUCCAUAUCCGGAUAUGCAAGGCCAUGCUCAAAUUGCGUGUGAUAACAAAAGUUGGAAUGUAAACAUUUCGAGUUGUCCAUCUUAAAAGAUCUACACUACUAAAUAUCAACAGAACAGAAGUUUCAGUCCACAUACGAUGUCAUCAGGACUCGUCCUGGCGGGGCUUGGCCUUGCAGCUGUUGGUUUCGGAGGUCGUUAUCUCGUACGUUACGGGCGCGUCGCUCAGCAGACACUGAAGAAACAACUAGAUGCUCUUCCUCAGUCAGGUGCCUUCAGCAAGUACUACAAAGGAGGCUUUGACCCGAAGAUGACCAAGAGAGAAGCGGGGUUGGUGCUAGGGGUCAGCCCAGCUGCAAGCAAGGCUAAAAUCAAGGAGGCACACAAGAGAAUAAUGCUGUUGAACCACCCUGACAGAGGUGGCUCCCCAUUCCUGGCAGCUAAGAUUAACGGAGCCAAGGACUGUCUGGACAACACACGCGCCGGGAGUUCUUGAUUUCAACAUGAGUGUGUAUGAUGUGUGACUGUUGGAGGUGCCCGGUGUAGCAGGAUCUCACUCCCAGAUAUGUUGGUGCGAUCAGUAUAUUGUAAAUAGUCGGAUUUGUCAAUAAAGAAAAUAUACAUGGA